Prunus dulcis (almond) is the source of this 820-nucleotide messenger RNA. RefSeq names its product myb family transcription factor PHL7-like. Gene Ontology annotation, molecular function: DNA-binding transcription factor activity; DNA binding. Bases 1 to 771 code for a protein of 256 amino acids. The record is from RefSeq and is a predicted model, not a curated record. The transcript is spliced from 6 exons. Lineage: Eukaryota; Viridiplantae; Streptophyta; Magnoliopsida; Rosales; Rosaceae.
AUGGCUCCGAGUCGAUCAGAUGGCUCUGCGGGUAGGGAGCGCCUGCGCUGGACGCAAGAGCUACAUGAUAGGUUCGUAGAGGCAGUCACUAAGCUUGGUGGCCCUGAUAGGGCAACACCAAAGGGCAUCUUGAAGGCUAUGAGCGUUUCUGGACUGACCAUCUACCAUAUCAAAAGCCAUUUGCAGAAGUACAGGAUAUCAAAGUUCAUUCCAGAGUCGACCAGUAAAGGCAAACUUCAGAAGAAAAACAUUUCAGAAAUGCUCCCUAAUUUCGGUGCAACGUCUGGUGCUCAGCUCAAUGAAGCCUUAAAAGUUAUGCAGAUACAAGUACAGAGGAGACUGAGUGAUCAAAAUGAGGUGCAAAAGAUUCUGAAACAUAAAAUUGAAGCCCAAGCAAGGUUCCUUGACAUAUUUUCAGCAGAACGCCAUAACAACAAGAAGAACCGUCCGAUCUUAAUCACAAAACCCAGCAAAGUACCGUUGCCUCGGACAUCGCUGCCUUCACUUUGCGAAGACUCAGAAUCAAAUGCAAAGGAGUUUUGUUCUGACUCAGAGGCUGCUAAGACUGAAAUACAAUCCUCUGCAGAACAAUUCCAAGCUCUGAAGAGGCUUAGGCUACAUCAUCAAAACGACGAGGUCUAUGAGAUAGCACUCAAUUCAGAGUGGUAUAAUCAAAGCCACAGCUUGCUUCUCCCUCAUGAGGACCCUGUCAACUUUCCUUGGAACCUUGCAGACUGCUCAUCUCCCUUGGUGCCCACCUGCUUUCUAUAAGUACUUUUUCUUUCUAUGAAUGCAUAGAUAUAGUGUGUUUGCUGCAACA